Ceutorhynchus assimilis (cabbage seed weevil) is the source of this 897-nucleotide messenger RNA. NCBI's taxonomy places the organism in Eukaryota, Metazoa, Arthropoda, Insecta, Coleoptera, Curculionidae. The record is from the annotation of a GenBank genome assembly.
GUUGAUUCAGUAUGUUAAGCGGUUAUCCUACUCUAAAAAGACUGAAUUACAUUGACUUUGGUGCAACUAAAAUUAACAAAAUGGGUAAAAUUUUAGUAAUAUUCGUUAUAAUGGUUCAUAUAGUCUAUGGAUUCAUAGAGCUUUACGAAGCUGAACAUGCCCAACAACAACUUGCAGAAGAAAUCAGCGACAUUGCUGGAAUAACCAAAGCCAAAGAAUUGAUUGACAAAAUGAAGGACGGUGUAGGAGGUUCAACUAUUGCAAUUCAUUAUCCAAGUGGUCGACAAUUCAUUCACCGCAACAGAUGGAUCAUGAUGUGUAACGGCUUAAUAUCCCGAGAAAAUGGCCAUUGCAACGGCAACGCUUUAGAAUCAGUAACGGCUUUCAAACCCGAAUCAACUUCCGAUUAUUGCUACAUCAAAAGCUACCACUCAAUGAACGAGACUCUUUGCCUAUCACCGCAUCCUGUUGACGUGUCAUUUGAGAAUAACACCAUUAAAUGUGAAGGGCAAAGUGAUUUUUUUCCAGCUCUUGCUAUUUCUAUUGACGAUUAUCUAAAAGCGUGUGAGAAAAUUUCCAGUAACGUAACAUAUAUUUAUUUUGCUAAUGAUCAUGAUCCCGAUCAUGUAGAAAUUCCAAAUGAAAAUCCACAUGUCAAAUGCGAUAACGAAGUCGAUAAUAAUGAUUUUAAUAAAACUUUGUCUCCCAGAAGUCAAAAACUGAUGAGAGAUUAUAGUUUUGCCAUUAAUAAAACUGGGGUUUGUGUAUUUUCUGAACAGGACAAAUUGAUUUUGAAACUUUUGCAAUAUUUAAAACUGUAAGAAAGAUUAAAAUAUUAUGUAUUUUUUUGAUUAUAUAAGCUGAAACAAGUAGAAUAAAUGAAUACUUAUAGAAUAA